Molecule: messenger RNA, 1443 nt
Organism: Capronia coronata CBS 617.96
Lineage: Eukaryota; Fungi; Ascomycota; Eurotiomycetes; Chaetothyriales; Herpotrichiellaceae
Exons: 2
Coding region: 1-1443 (480 amino acids)
Biological process (GO): biosynthetic process
Molecular function (GO): L-2-aminoadipate:2-oxoglutarate transaminase activity; pyridoxal phosphate binding
Source: RefSeq, a predicted model, not a curated record
AUGGCAGGAGGAAGUCAGACCUCCGCAAUCCCUCAACCACACGUCGACCUUCAGAAAGGAUGGCCAACACCACGUCUGCUCCCCAGCCAAGCUCUCCGUGCUGCUGCCGAUGCCACACUCUCCAACCCCAAAAGGGCCACGGAAGCCUUACUCUACGGACCAAACAUUGGCGACCCUGCGCUUCGAAGAAGUCUGGCGGCAUGGCUGUCUCGACUCUACCGCUUAAGAUCACCACCGGCCGGUUCGAAGGAUGACGCCCCUGAACCCAUCUCGUAUGAGCGCAUCUGCAUCACUGGCGGGGCAUCCAUCAACUUGGCCUGCAUCCUCGCGGCGUUUACAGAUCCUGUGUACACCCGCCGCAUCUGGAUGGUAGAGCCGACCUAUUUCCACGCCUGCAAGGUAUUUGAAGAUGCAGGGUUCCAAAAUCGCCUCGUCGGUGUGCCGGAAGAUGAGGACGGGCUGGAUGUGGAGCAUUUAAGCAAGCGCAUUGAAGCUGUCGAUCGUGAGGAAGAGGCCUCUGGGACGCCAUACAAGCGUCCGCCGCAGUAUUCCAAGCUCUACCGGCAUGUGAUCUACCUAGUUCCCACUUUCAGCAACCCCAGCGCAAAGACGUACACCUUGGAGAGAAGAGAGGCUCUUGUGCGACUGGCCAGGAAGAAUGAUGCGCUCAUCAUCACUGAUGAUUGCUACGACUUCCUGUCGUGGACAGCUGGAGCCAAGGACAAAGAGGCCAGUCAUGCGAAUGGAAAUGGAACCUUCCAUUAUGCCUCGAUGCCCCCUCCGCCACCGCCGAGGCUGGUCGACGUCGACCACUCUCUACCCGGAGGCGACCUGGAAUGGGGCAACGCUGUCAGCAACGGUUCCUUUUCCAAGAUCAUGGGCCCCGGAAUGAGAUGUGGAUGGGCGGAAGCGACGCCAGCGUUCAUCGUCCGACUCAACCUAGUCGGAGCCACAAUGUCAGGCGGCGCUCCUGGUCAAUUCUCUUCCACACUUAUCGAACACGCAUUGCGGACUGGUGCACUUGAGGCUCAUCUCCAGAACGUCUUGAUCCCGACCUACCAGACCCGCUCUGCCACUCUUCGGCGAGUAACAGAAGAAUACCUGGGACCAUUAGGCGUUGACAUCGAUACUGGUCGACCAUUUCAACUCGAGGACGGCAGACAAGACGAAGAGGUCCUCGGUGGAUUCUUCCUCUACAUCAUGUUCCCGCCCGGCAUCUCCGCCGAUGAGGUUGCUGCUGUCGCACUCAAGGACUACAACGUACGAUUGCUGUCGGCUGGAAUGAUGGCUGUGAAAGGAAGCAAGAGUUCAGAUCCCCGGUUGAGUAGGGGUGCACGAUUUUGUUGGGCUUGGGAGGAGGAGGAGCAGCUCAUUGAAGGGGUCCGAAGGGUAGCACAAGUCCUGAAGGAGAGGUUCCUCAACCAAAACAGAUACCACAACUAG